Molecule: messenger RNA, 2202 nt
Organism: Drosophila guanche
Lineage: Eukaryota; Metazoa; Arthropoda; Insecta; Diptera; Drosophilidae
Product: transmembrane protein 135
Exons: 5
Coding region: 574-1941 (455 amino acids)
Source: RefSeq, a predicted model, not a curated record
UUAAAUCUCUGAUAAAACAUUAUGUGGGCAGUCGAAAACUGUGGCAACUGUAACAAUAAACAAUAGUUAGAUUAGUUAGUGCGCAGCUGCAUCUGCUGGUCGCCUAAGCAGACGCGACACCGCGCCCCGGCGACCACUUGUUGUUGUUUUUGUGGACUCUUACUGAUGCUGGAACUCGAAUUAUAAUUAAAGCAUUAAACUAUAACAAUCACAGACUGCUUGUAGGCAAAGUGCAGUAACUGCGACCCUCUUGGUGCUUGAAAGUUUAAAGUUUAAACAGAGCAAUCGCAGUGCGUCAUGAAAUCAACAUUUUGACAACAGACACAAAAUUGCCAAAAACCGAAAAGUCGUCGUCGUUGUCGCCCGCCACAGCAGCAGCAGCAGCAGUAAAACUAAUUUAAUUCAAUUUUAGAGCAACAGAGCAACGAAUACGUAUCAAUUGUGAGGGGAGAGCGGCAGAAGAGAGAGCGCACAAAUCUGCGAUUAACUAGCAAUUGCUUUAUUAUUGCCCAUUAUCCCCAGUAAAGUGCAUAACAGUUGAGACACACCCAAAGAUUAACAUUGGAUUGAAUUAUGGCGGGACAGAGCAAGCUACUGGACCCACUUUGCAUCAGCUGCAAGGACUUCCAGCAUCCAUGGACGGAUCAUUGUGCGAGUGCCACCGCGGGGAUACUGCUCUCGGCCACGCCCUACUGUCUGCGCGUCUACACAGUGGUCUAUGCCUUGUCCUUGCUGAUGCGCCAUCGUGUGCCAAAUAUGACUGAUCUCAAGCGCACCCUUUUGGGAAUCAUACAGUCGACGGCAUUCCUGGUGACCAAUGCGUACACCUUCAUUCUGUACAACUGCUUGCUCCGAAACAUGCUCGGACGCUAUCACUUCAGCACAGUGGCCUUUGUGCCCUGCUUUUUUGCCUCUUUCACGGCCAUUCUGGUGGAGCGUCCAGCCCGCCGUCCGCUGCUCACUUUGUACGUGGCCAAUGUGGCCACGGAGGCGCUCUGGAAGAUGGCCGAAUCCCGCGGCUGGGUGCGCUCCAUUCCAAACGGACAAGCGUUCAUUUUCGGGCUGAGCAUGUCGGCGCUGCUAUAUAUAUACCGACGUGGACACACCGAGGAUUCGAUUUUUAACAUUCUGCGCCAUUUCGUGGGCAAGGAGGAGGCCGGACCAAUACUCAACGAUUGGGAGACAUUGCCCGGGGAGCAACCAGCUCCACCGCAACACCGCCCCACCGUCAGCUUCUCGACCGUCUCCGAUUGGGUGCGCGUCUACAGCAAUCUCCUUAACGCUAAGCACUCCAGCUGCCGCCACAAACAGAGCUGCGUUGCCUACUCCAUCAGCGGCGGCAUCAAGCCCUUUGUGGGUGGCGUUGUUCUCCAGGUGGCCCUGAAGCUGGUUAUGAAUGUCAGCAAGAUAGCCAGUGGCAAAAUGCAGUGGAAGAAGCACAUCUUUGACCGCAGCAUCCUGCCUUUGGGCAUCUUCAUGGGCGGCUUCUCUUUUCUCUAUAAGUCUAUUUCCUGUCUGCUACGUCAUAGCUUCAAUAGAGAUGAGGCCGCAUUUGCCAUUCCUGCUGGUCUGGUGGCUUCGCUGGCCUUCACCAAGUAUCCAGACAAUACAGUGGCCCUGUAUGUCAUGUGGAAGGCUCUGCAGAUACUCUGUUCGAUUGGCCAAGAGAAGGGCAUCAUUCCAGUGAUUCCCAAUUUUAUGCUCUACCUCUACUCCUUCUUCACGGCCGUGCUCUUCCAUGCGGGCAUCCUAGAGCCCAAGACUCUGCGCCCCAGCUACUACAAGUUUCUGCAAGCCAUAUCGGGAGAUAGACUGAGCCGCUUUAAUCUGAGCGCCUUUGAUGUGUUCGGCCUGAGCACACAGCAACAGGCGAUGGACACUAUCAAUUCGUUAAAAAUUGUCGAGAAAUCAAUACUCCCAGCGUUCGCGUUUGCUUCUUAAGCAAAUACCCCCCCUUUAAGCAAACUAUUUGUACAUUCAGUAUCAUUAUUCAGCCAGGUGUAUAUAUAUCUAAGAGUCUCUCUAACCAUCUCUGCGUGUGCCUCAGUGCUGUACAGUGCGUUCAACGUUUCAGUUCUUUGCCACACGGGUCACUAAGCUAAGCGAUUUUAUCACUUGUGGGUAAGGGGGGUGCAUUGUAAAUUAUUUGCGACUGUUUUUUUGUGGUGCCUGUUUUCAAUAAAAACAUAUGUUUAACAAAGA